GCAAAUCAUUGCUUGACAUUAUAUUAAAAUAGAAGAUAACUGUGAUCAGAGACUUUCCUUCACAGAAUUAAAAUGUUUUCAAAUGAUGAUAUUUCUAGAGUUGGUUUAAUGGGUGUAAAGAAAGCUGCUGUGUUGGCAUUGGAUAGAAUGGUUAAAAAAUUAAAUAUCAUUCAAGCAACCUGAUAAUUUUAUUUUCUUCUGUAUUUCAGGGUUUCGAAAAAACGAUGAAAUGAAAGCUAUGGAUGUUUUGCCAAUUUUAAAGGAAAAAGUUGCAUACCUUUCAGGUGGCAGAGAUAAGCGUGGAGGUCCCAUCUUAACGUUCCCCGCCCGCAGCAAUCAUGACAGAAUACGACAGGAGGACCUCAGGAGACUCAUUUCCUAUCUAGCCUGUAUCCCUAGUGAAGAAGUCUGCAAGCGAGGCUUCACGGUGAUCGUGGACAUGCGUGGGUCCAAGUGGGAUUCCAUCAAGCCUCUGCUGAAGAUCCUGCAGGAGUCCUUUCCCUGCUGCAUUCACGUUGCACUGAUAAUCAAGCCAGACAACUUUUGGCAGAAACAGAGGACUAAUUUUGGCAGCUCUAAAUUUGAAUUUGAGACAAACAUGGUCUCUUUAGAAGGCCUCACCAAAGUAGUUGAUCCUUCUCAGCUAACUCCCGAGUUCGACGGCUGCUUAGAGUACAACCAUGAAGAAUGGAUUGAAAUCAGAGUGGCUUUUGAAGAUUACAUUAGCAAUGCAACCCACAUGCUGUCCCGGCUGGAGGAGCUUCAGGACAUCCUGGCCAAGAAGGAGUUGCCUCAGGACCUGGAAGGGGCUCGGAACAUGAUCGAGGAACACUCUCAGCUGAAGAAGAAGGUGGUUAAGGCCCCCAUAGAGGACUUGGACUUAGAGGGACAGAAGCUGCUCCAGAGGAUCCAGAGCAGCGACAGCUUUCCCAAAAAGAACUCGGGCUCCGGCAAUGCGGACCUGCAGAGCCUCCUCCCCAAGGUGUCUGCCAUGCUGGACCGGCUGCACUCGACGCGGCAGCAUCUGCAUCAGAUGUGGCACGUGCGGAAGCUGAAGCUGGACCAGUGCUUUCAGUUGAGGCUGUUUGAACAGGAUGCCGAGAAGAUGUUUGACUGGAUCACACACAACAAGGGCCUGUUUCUGAACAGCUAUACUGAGAUUGGGACCAGCCACCCUCAUGCAAUGGAGCUUCAGACGCAGCACAACCACUUUGCUAUGAACUGUAUGAACGUGUAUGUCAACAUAAACCGGAUUAUGUCAGUGGCCAGUCGCUUGGUGGAGUCCGGCCACUACGCCUCUCAGCAGAUUAAGCAGAUUGCCAAUCAGCUGGAGCAGGAGUGGAAGGCAUUUGCUGCAGCGCUGGACGAGCGCAGCACCCUGCUGGACAUGUCCUCCAUCUUCCACCAGAAGGCUGAAAAGUAUAUGAGCAACGUGGACUCGUGGUGUAAGGCCUGCGGCGAGGUGGACCUGCCCUCAGAGCUGCAGGACCUGGAGGACGCCAUUCACCACCACCAGGGGAUAUAUGAGCACAUCACCCUGGCUUAUUCCGAGGUGAGCCAGGACGGGAAGUCGCUCCUCGACAAGCUCCAGCGGCCCUUGACUCCUGGCAGCUCCGAUUCCCUGACAGCCUCUGCCAACUACUCCAAGGCCGUGCACCAUGUGCUCGACGUCAUCCACGAGGUGCUGCACCACCAGCGGCAGCUGGAGAACAUCUGGCAGCACCGCAAGGUGCGGCUCCACCAGCGGCUGCAGCUGUGUGUUUUCCAGCAGGACGUCCAGCAGGUGCUGGAUUGGAUUGAGAACCAUGGGGAAGCAUUUCUGAGCAAACACACAGGUGUGGGGAAGUCUCUUCAUCGCGCCAGAGCUUUGCAGAAACGGCAUGAAGAUUUUGAAGAAGUAGCACAGAACACAUACACCAACGCGGACAAAUUACUGGAAGCCGCAGAGCAGCUGGCGCAGACGGGGGAAUGUGACCCCGAAGAGAUUUAUCAGGCUGCCCAUCAGCUCGAAGACCGGAUACAGGAUUUCGUGCGGCGUGUCGAGCAGCGGAAGAUCCUGCUGGACAUGUCAGUGUCCUUUCACACGCACGUGAAGGAGCUGUGGACAUGGCUGGAGGAGCUGCAGAAGGAGCUGCUGGACGACGUGUACGCCGAGUCGGUGGAGGCGGUGCAGGACCUCAUCAAGCGCUUCGGCCAGCAGCAGCAGACGACCCUGCAGGUGACCGUCAACGUGAUCAAGGAAGGGGAGGACCUCAUCCAGCAGCUGAGGGACUCUGCCAUCUCCAGCAACAAGACCCCCCACAACAGCUCCAUCAGCCACAUCGAGACGGUGCUGCAGCAGCUGGACGAGGCCCAGGCCCAGAUGGAGGAGCUGUUCCAGGAGCGCAAGAUCAAGCUCGAGCUCUUCCUGCAGCUGCGCAUAUUCGAGAGGGACGCCAUCGACAUCAUCUCAGACCUUGAGUCCUGGAACGAUGAGCUCUCUCAGCAAAUGAAUGACUUUGACACGGAAGAUCUCACGAUAGCCGAACAGCGCCUCCAGCACCACGCAGACAAGGCGCUGACCAUGAACAACCUGACCUUUGAUGUCAUCCACCAAGGGCAAGACCUUUUGCAGUAUGUCAACGAGGUGCAGGCCUCUGGCGUGGAGCUGCUUUGCGAUAGAGACGUAGACAUGGCCACGCGGGUCCAGGACUUGUUGGAGUUUCUUCACGAGAAGCAGCAGGAACUGGACCUGGCGGCAGAGCAGCAUCGGAAGCACCUGGAGCAGUGCGUGCAGCUUCGCCACCUGCAGGCAGAAGUGAAACAGGUGUUGGGCUGGAUCCGCAACGGCGAGUCGAUGUUGAACGCAGGACUGAUCACAGCCAGCUCGCUGCAGGAGGCGGAGCAGCUGCAGAGGGAGCACGAGCAGUUCCAGCAUGCCAUCGAGAAAACACACCAGAGUGCGCUGCAGGUGCAGCAGAAGGCGGAGGCCAUGCUGCAGGCCAACCACUACGACAUGGAUAUGAUCAGGGACUGCGCCGAGAAGGUGGCCUCGCACUGGCAGCAGCUCAUGCUCAAGAUGGAAGACCGCCUCAAGCUCGUGAACGCGUCCGUCGCCUUCUACAAAACCUCGGAGCAGGUGUGCAGUGUCCUUGAGAGUUUGGAGCAGGAGUACAAGAGGGAAGAGGACUGGUGCGGAGGAGCCGACAAACUGGGCCCCAAUUCCGAGACUGAUCACGUCACCCCAAUGAUCAGCAAGCACCUCGAACAAAAGGAAGCAUUCCUGAAGGCCUGCACACUUGCUAGAAGGAAUGCAGACGUCUUCCUGAAGUACCUACACAGGAACAGUGUGAACAUGCCGGGAAUGGUCACGCACAUCAAAGCCCCUGAGCAGCAAGUGAAGAAUAUCUUGAAUGAACUCUUCCAGCGGGAGAACAGGGUAUUGCAUUACUGGACCAUGAGAAAGAGGCGGCUGGACCAGUGCCAGCAGUACGUGGUCUUUGAACGAAGUGCCAAGCAGGCUCUAGAAUGGAUCCAUGACAACGGGGAGUUCUACCUGUCCACUCACACGUCCACGGGUUCAAGCAUUCAGCACACCCAGGAGCUGCUGAAGGAGCACGAGGAGUUUCAGAUAACCGCUAAGCAAACCAAAGAGAGGGUGAAGCUAUUGAUACAGCUGGCCGAUGGCUUUUGUGAAAAGGGGCAUGCCCACGCGGCAGAGAUAAAGAAAUGUGUCACUGCCGUGGAUAAGAGGUACAGAGAUUUCUCUCUGCGGAUGGAGAAGUACAGGACCUCUUUGGAGAAAGCCCUGGGGAUUUCCUCAGAUUCCAACAAAUCGAGUAAAAGUCUUCAGCUAGAUAUCAUUCCAUCCAGCAUCCCUGGGUCGGAGGUGAAGCUGCGGGACGCUGCUCACGAGCUGAACGAGGAGAAGCGGAAGUCCGCCCGCAGGAAAGAGUUCAUCAUGGCCGAGCUAAUUCAGACUGAAAAGGCUUACGUGAGAGAUCUCCGAGAGUGUAUGGAUACCUACCUGUGGGAAAUGACCAGCGGGGUGGAGGAGAUCCCGCCGGGCAUCAUGAACAAAGAGCUCAUCAUCUUUGGGAACAUGCAGGAGAUCUACGAGUUCCAUAACAACAUAUUCCUGAAGGAGCUGGAAAAAUACGAGCAGUUACCAGAGGAUGUUGGGCAUUGCUUUGUCACUUGGGCAGACAAGUUUCAGAUGUAUGUUACUUACUGCAAAAAUAAGCCUGAUUCUACGCAGCUGAUACUAGAGCACGCAGGAUCCUAUUUUGAUGAGAUACAGCAGCGCCACGGGUUAGCCAAUUCCAUCUCCUCCUACCUUAUUAAACCAGUUCAGCGGAUAACCAAGUACCAGCUCCUCUUAAAGGAGCUCCUCACGUGCUGUGAGGAAGGCAAAGGGGAGAUUAAAGAUGGCCUGGAGGUAAUGCUCAGUGUGCCCAAGCGGGCCAACGAUGCCAUGCACCUCAGCAUGCUGGAAGGGUUUGAUGAAAAUAUUGAGUCUCAGGGAGAACUCAUCCUGCAGGAAUCCUUCCAAGUGUGGGACCCAAAAACCUUAAUUCGAAAGGGUCGAGAACGGCACCUCUUCCUUUUUGAAAUGUCCUUGGUCUUCAGUAAAGAAGUGAAAGAUUCCAGCGGGAGAAGCAAGUACCUUUAUAAAAGCAAAUUGUUUACCUCAGAGUUGGGUGUCACAGAACAUGUUGAAGGAGAUCCUUGCAAAUUUGCACUGUGGGUGGGGAGGACGCCAACUUCAGAUAAUAAAAUUGUCCUUAAGGCUUCCAGCAUAGAAAACAAGCAGGACUGGAUAAAGCACAUCCGGGAGGUGAUCCAGGAGAGGACUAUCCACCUGAAAGGCGCCCUGAAGGAGCCCAUUCACAUCCCCAAGACAGCCCCGGCCACGAGGCAGAAGGGCAGGAGGGACGGAGAAGAUCUGGACAGCCAAGGCGAUGGCAGCAGCCAGCCUGAUACAAUUUCAAUCGCCUCCCGGACGUCUCAGAACACCCUGGACAGUGAUAAGCUCUCUGGAGGCUGCGAGCUGACAGUUGUGAUCCACGACUUCACGGCCUGCAACAGCACCGAGCUGACCAUCCGCCGCGGCCAGACCGUGGAGGUGUUGGAGCGGCCCCAUGACAAGCCCGACUGGUGUCUGGUGCGGACCACCGACCGGUCCCCUGCGGCAGAAGGCCUGGUCCCCUGCGGCUCUCUGUGCAUCGCCCACUCAAGGAGCAGCAUGGAAAUGGAGGGCAUCUUCAACCACAAAGACUCACUCUCCGUCUCCAGUAACGAUGCCAGCCCGCCUGCCUCUGUGGCCUCCCUUCAACCCCACAUGAUGGGGGCUCAGAGCUCCCCGGGCCCCAAGCGCCCGGGCAACACGCUGCGCAAGUGGCUGACGAGCCCGGUGCGGCGGCUGAGCAGCGGCAAGGCCGACGGGCACGUGAAGAAGCUGGCGCACAAGCACAAGAAGAGCAGGGAGGUCCGCAAGAGCGCCGACGCCGGCUCGCAGAAGGACUCGGACGACAGCGCGGCCACCCCGCAGGACGAGACCGUCGAAGAGAGGGGCCGGAACGAGGGCCUGAGCAGCGGCACGCUCUCCAAGUCCUCGUCCUCGGGCAUGCAGAGCUGUGGAGAGGAAGAAGGGGAGGAGGGCGCCGACGCCGUGCCCCUGCCGCCGCCCAUGGCCAUCCAGCAGCACAGCCUGCUCCAGCCGGACUCGCAGGACGACAAGGCCUCUUCUCGGUUAUUAGUCCGCCCCACCAGCUCCGAAACGCCGAGUGCAGCCGAGCUUGUCAGUGCAAUUGAGGAACUCGUGAAAAGCAAGAUGGCACUGGAGGAUCGUCCCAGCUCCCUCCUAGUUGACCAGGGAGACAGUAGCAGCCCCUCCUUCAACCCGUCAGACAAUUCCCUUCUCUCCUCGUCCUCGCCGAUCGAUGAGAUGGAAGAGAGGAAGUCCAGCUCCCUAAAGAGGCGGCACUAUGUUUUGCAAGAAUUAGUGGAGACAGAACGUGACUAUGUGCGCGACCUCGGCUAUGUGGUGGAGGGCUACAUGGCACUUAUGAAAGAAGAUGGUGUUCCUGAUGACAUGAAGGGGAAAGACAAGAUUGUGUUUGGCAACAUCCAUCAGAUUUAUGACUGGCACAGAGACUUUUUUUUAGGAGAGUUGGAGAAGUGCCUUGAAGAUCCAGAAAAGCUAGGAUCCCUUUUUGUGAAACAUGAGAGAAGGUUGCACAUGUACAUAGUUUAUUGUCAAAAUAAACCAAAGUCUGAGCACAUUGUCUCAGAAUACAUUGAUACCUUUUUUGAGGACCUAAAGCAGCGCCUUGGCCAUAGGUUGCAACUCACAGAUUUGUUAAUCAAACCGGUGCAGAGAAUUAUGAAGUACCAGCUGUUACUGAAGGACUUCCUCAAGUAUUCCAAAAAAGCCAGCCUGGAUACAUCAGAACUAGAGAGAGCCGUGGAAGUCAUGUGCAUAGUGCCAAAGCGGUGCAACGACAUGAUGAACGUCGGACGGCUGCAAGGAUUCGAUGGUAAAAUUGUUGCCCAGGGCAAGCUGCUCUUACAGGACACGUUCUUGGUCACAGACCAAGAUGCAGGGCUUCUGCCUCGCUGCAAAGAGAGGCGGGUUUUCCUCUUCGAGCAGAUCGUCAUUUUCAGUGAGCCACUGGACAAGAAGAGGGGCUUCUCCAUGCCAGGGUUCCUGUUCAAGAACAGCAUCAAGGUGAGUUGCCUUUGCCUAGAAGAAAACGUGGAAAAUGAUCCCUGUAAAUUUGCUCUGACAUCGAGGACGGGUGACGUGGUGGAGACCUUCGUUUUGCAUUCAUCCAGUCCGAGUGUCCGGCAAACAUGGAUCCAUGAAAUCAACCAAAUUUUAGAAAACCAGCGCAACUUUUUAAAUGCCUUGACAUCACCAAUCGAGUAUCAGAGGAACCACAGCGGGGGCAGCGGAGGUGGGGGCAGUGGAGGCGGGGCCCCCAGCGUUGGCAGUGGUGGCAGCAACCACAGCAGUGGCCCCAGCAGCUGCAGCGGCCUCCCCAGCUCAAGCAGAAGCAGACCCUCCCGGAUCCCCCAGCCUGUCCGACACCACUCCCCUGUGCUGGUCUCCUCUGCAGCCUCAAGCCAGGCAGAGGCAGACAAGAUGUCAGGUAUGUCCACUCCCGGCCCUUCACUGCCUCCUCCCAGCAGCAGCCUCACCCUGGAGGCCGGCCCCAGCCAGCUCAGCAGGCACCCCUCCAGCGGCCAGUCCGAAGGUCCAGAGAGAGAAGCGGAGCAGAUCCCCAAGAUGAAGGUGAUUGAGAGCCCCAGGAAGUCCACUGGGAACACUGCAGGUGCCAACCAGGAUGGAAAUGCCAAGGAGGCACGGGCCCACCCAGAGGACGGCCGCUCGCGGGGUAGCCUGGGCUCCCUGCCCCUGGGAAAGCCCAGGCCCGGGGCUGUCUCGCCGCUGAACUCUCCUCUCUCCACCAUGUUCCCUUCUCCACUGGGCAAGGAGCCCUUUCCCCCCAGCAGCCCCCUGCAGAAGGGGGGCUCCUUCUGGAGCUCCAUUCCCGCCUCCCCCGCCAGCCGGCCGGGCUCCUUCACCUUCCCAGGGGACAGUGACUCCCUCCAGCGGCAGGCGCACCGCCACUCAGCGCCCAGCAAGGACACAGACCGCAUGAGCACGUGCUCCUCGGCCAGUGAGCAGUCCGUGCAGUCCACCCAGAGCAAUGGGCAUUUUUGACUCAUCUGCUGAAAAUAAAGCCCUCAAGAAAACUUCCAGCAGCUUCUCAAAGCAAACUAAGCUGACAAAAUGGGGGGAAGGAAUCUCUCCAGUGGAAAUAUUUGCUCCCCCCACAGUUUCACUCUGGAAGAGAGAGACUGCUUUAGGGCUUCUGCAGAUGGGGCUCCUGCCAGCAGCUGGAGCAGAGGCCAAGGAGGCUGGCGUGGGAGCGUGUCGGCAUUCUGUCCAGCAGGGGGCGCAAUGCGGACUGCAGCGCUCCGGGCCUCCUCACCCUCAUUUUGCCUGUCACCUCUGUUGUGAUCUCAAGCAGAAGGGUUGCUGUGGUGGGUUUUCCCCCCAUUUUGUGGCCUCACUCCUACCCAACUGAUUCCUACACAGUAGAGGAGGGCCUGACCCUUAACACCUUCCUGAAGGCAUGCGUGAGGGGAUACAACUGUUCUAAUGAGUGUAUGUUUGAUUGCUUUAUAAAUUUUUAAAUACAUUUCCCUAAAAGGGUGUGUGUCUCUCUUUAUAAAAAAGAAAAUCUGGCUUAUGCAUGUCUGUCUCUCCUCUGAACUUCUGUUAAUUCCUGUUCGGGUCGACUUGCCUUAUCCUUUCCUCCUAUUUGUUGUUAUGUAUUUUGUGAAGCUCUGUAUUUAAUUGAGGAAGAUGUUAGGAAAUGGGUCUUGGUACAUUUAUUUACCCUGAGUCUUAUUCUCGAACACAAGUGGUCGGGCAGGCAUCCUCUGCAGUGGCCAUCGCCAGUAUCCGUGUCACGGGCACCUUCCCGCGUCCUGCAGAGUACUGGGCCCCGUUGUCAGGUCUGCAGUGCUCCGUAUGCAGGUGAGCGUCAGAACGCGCUCGGUCUCCGCCGGAGGAGAAGGUGCAGAGGGCCCAGUGAUGCGCCUCGUUGAACACUCAGGUGCAGCCUGUCUCACAGCUGUGACCGCUAAGAAAUCAGCCAGGGAGCAGCACGUGAGCCCAUCUUCUGCGUGGGCUCCUCACUUUCCCCUAAGCACCCAAGAGUUCUCUGAGCCUGUGUUUCAGAAUGAACGCCCAGGGGCUCCAGCUCAGGAGCCUGUGCUGGUCUCUGGGUGCCCGUGAUGCCCACGCACAGUGGCACCACCCGGCUCCCUCCCGGGUGUUCACUCUGAGACAAAGGCACCGUCACGUGUGGCACAUCAUCAUCCAGCCCGGCGUAGGCUGCAAAAGUUGCCUCUUCUGCCUCGCACUUUUUUUAUGUGGCAGGUAACAUGGAAAUUUUGGUGAGUUGAUAAAUGAGAAUGCCUUACAGAAACAAGAGGCCUCAGGUGAGGAUUUGGCCCCUGGACUCAAAUAUUUCAGUUAAAAGGAAUCGUUGCCCGGCCCCUUGGCUGGUUGGCAGCUGUCUCCUUCCUCUUGACCACUUCUGUGGAGCUGUCUGCGGUCACAGCCAAGCAGUUGUGCCUAACCCAUGUCCCAGGUUCUACUUCCUCCUCUAUCUGGGCACCUUCUGGAAAGUUCUGCAGAGAACAGGGAUGGGUGCGCCAGCCCCCAAGUGUGGAUGCACAGCCUCCCUGCAUGCGCCCACCUUGGCAGCAGUAGAAGCGCGGCCCUGCCUUUCUCAGGCCAGGUGACGCGUGCGGACCCCGAACCUCCCGCUCCGUGAGGGUGAUGAUGCUGCCCACUGGCGAGGUGGUUGAGAGUAAAAUUAGAUGGAUUUUAGAUGCCUAAUACUUAGCCUGGUAAUAGGAAGUAUUCAGAAAAUACCAAUAGCUAUUAUGAUUGUGGGAAAAUACUCAAAUUAUGAGAGGCAGCUGUGCCACAGAGGUUGCUUUUUGUUUAUGUUUUGUAGUAAAUUUGGCUUUUUAAUCCCAAAACUAUUGACUGUUGCUAUAUAAUCCAGAACACUAAGAUACACACUAAAAGGAUAAAACUGUAUAAAUGAGUAUGCACAGGCCAGAGCUCAGCAAGGACAGCGCAGGCUUCGGUGAGGGGCAGGAACUCACAGCAGUGCCCUCGAUGAGACAGGAGUGACAGCUCGGCCCUCCAGUGUGUUCCAUUUAAACAUCCCCACGGUCUAGAUUCAGAGCCUGGCCCCCGGAUUUCCAGUGUGCUGGCUGGUUGACAGCGGUCAGCCAUCUGCCCCGGCCAUCCCGACAGUAGCCCAGGACUGACAGGCGUGUGGCAGGGUUGUCUGACAGUCACAUCUGCACUGACCCAGGAUCUGUCCCAGGCAUCCAAGAGCCCAGCAGAGGCCCAGGGAUCCACGCACGUCUAGACGGCAUCAUUGGUAGAAGCCUCUGAGAACAGGCCAACGGGAGCAGGGCACCCGGUGCCUUCCCCAUGUCCCCACUCUUGAUAGAGGGAGUUGAGCAGGAUAUAGCUCAGCAUUUGGCAGUGGUCUCAGCUCCCUCCUCCUACUCCCCUGGAAUAAAUAGGUCACUUGGUAGAUGACAGCCUGGGACAAAUGACAAAUACUGCCGUUUUGUCUCCUACUUGCCAGCCAGUACCACUCAGCUUGUGGGCCCGGGUAGGUGGCCUUCAGAAAUUAUCGUCGUCUUACUUUUGCCGCCUUGCCUCAUUGACUGAGUUACUGAAUGCGUAUCGAGUGCCUCCUGCGUGUCAGUCGCGGUACUGGACACUGAAGAAGACACAGUAGUGACCCCAGGAGAUCGGGUGCUGCUGGGCUGCAGGAUAAGUGUGGGAUCGGCUUUCACUGGCGAGGGUCUGUUCCCGAAGCUUCAGUCUCAUGGCGGCCAGCGGUGGUCAGAGAUCUUCUGUGGUAUUGUGUUCACGCGGCAGUGCCUUUGGGACACCUGAAUCGUGAGGCUCAGGCAGUGAGCUGAAGGGCUGCUGUUGACAGCUCUUAAUAACGCUUUUUAAAUGAGCAUGGUGGUCACAGUGGCAUUCCUGUGACGUAGGGGUAACGAGUGUGGCAUGAACACGAGACCUGAGCCGUUCCUCUGAAGGUGCAAGGAGUCGGGGCUAAAACGGACUGAAAUAAAAGUUUCCAAAUGCAAAGUGUCAUAUUGCACUGAUUUUUUUUUUUAGAUUGUUCCUAAAUUGCUUUCUAGAGAAACUCUGGCUUUCAGUUAUUGAAAAAGCACAAAGGUAGCUAAAGAGAGUCCCGCGUGUGGUGAGCCGUGCCCUGACCCACGCUGACGAGCGAGUUCACGUUACCAGCCUCAUUUCAGGUCCCCUCUGCC
This is a messenger RNA of Miniopterus natalensis, 10875 nucleotides long. The record is from RefSeq and is a predicted model, not a curated record. Lineage: Eukaryota; Metazoa; Chordata; Mammalia; Chiroptera; Miniopteridae.